AGGCGCGCCGGUUGAAGAAUAAAAAUAAAGUUAUUGUUGUUUAUCUUAAAAUGCCGAAUGUAAAACCAAUGCGAUAUGCCCACAGUGAUGGAUUUACUGACGUUUGUUUUAACAGCGAUGGCAGGUAUAUUUUAACUGGAGGGACUGACGGCGAUGUGAGGAUAUGGAAAGGUAUAGAAGAUGAUGAUGCUAUAUCUCAUAGAUGUGGGGACAAAACAUUUGCUGUGGCUAUCAAGGACAAUCGUUACUUUGCGGCCACAGACACAAAUGUGAUCCAGGCAUACACGUUUCCAGAUGGCGGCCCUGAUGGUAUACUUACACGCUUUACUGCCCCGGCCAAUCAUAUCGUGGUCAACAAGGCCGGAACUACCCUGGUCGCUGGUGCAAAUGACUUCAUGAUCAAGAUAGUGGAUGUUGAAUCAUGCAGCACGAAGACCAUCCAAGGCCAUGAGGCUCCCGUGCUCAGUAUAGCACUAGAUCCUAAAGAAGAGUUCUUGGCAUCCUCCAGUUGUGAUGGGACAGUGCGGGUGUGGAAGAUGGAGGAUCGAUCCCAGGUUGUCUCCCUUCCCGUCCUGCCCAAGUGUAGUGAUACAAGCCUUUCACGUACGGUAUGUCGAAUGUGCUGGGAGCCAGAUAGGGGCCAGUUCCUGUACGUGCCUGUUGAGAAGGAAGUGCGGGCCCUGAAACGGGGAGACUGGAGCCCGGCUUAUACAUUCACAGACGCAUGCUUUACUGAGUGUGUGUCUGUGGUGGCCGUGUCCCCUGAUGGUAAAUAUCUGGCGGCAGGCAGUUAUGAUGGAUGGAUUGCAAUCUUCCAUGUGGACAGUCGAUCAUGUGUGGACAAGCAUCGGAAUGAAAAGGGUAUCUCGAUCUCAUCCAUGGCUUGGAACCCACAAAACAACAUGGAACUCGUCUUCUGUGAUACCCAGGGUCAACUGGGUGAGCUGACUGACAUCACUACAGAAGUGUCAACUGGAAAAAAGGACAAAGACAAGGGUGUAGCGGCUGGUGUGUUUGAUGAUGAAGAUGAUGACUUUCUGAUCGAAGCCUCAAACAGUGGAAACAUCAGCGAAGAUGACGGGGUCAGGAUCGCAAAACCUGCGGUCAUUUUCUCAGAUGAUGACAGUAUGCCAGAAAUGCCGCUGAAGGCAGGUGAUGAUGAUGAUGACCGGUCAAGCGUCACAUCAGACAGGUCCGAGUUGCCUCCACCAGCCCCCAGGGUGGAGGGGUAUCGUCCCACCCCCCUCCAGCGACCAUUCCAGCCCGGGUCAACGCCUCAGCACCUCACCAGCAGGUUUAUGAUGUGGAACGCAGUGGGUAUUAUCCGUCAGUACAACACAGAUGAUGAGAAUUCUGUCGAUAUUGAGUUUCACGACACGUCGGUCCACCAUGCUAUGCACAUCCCCAACAGUGCGGGCUACACGAUCGGUGACUUCUCACAGGAGGCAGUGCUCAUGGCUGCUGAAGGAGAUUCCGACACACCGAGCAAACUGACAUGCAUGCACUUUUCCUCAUGGGACAACACCAAGGAAUGGAGCCUACCUUUGCCAGACGGUGAGGAAGCCCUCGCCCUGUGUCUUGGGGAGGGCUGGGUUGCCGUGGCGACAGAUAGGAGGAAUGUACGCAUCCUGACAGUGGCUGGCAUUCAGAAGGAGAUGUUUACUAUCCCUGGGCCGGUUGUGUGUAUGGCAGGACAUACCAGCCAGCUGAUGAUUGUUUACCAUAGAGCCAUGGGUGUUCCAGGAGAGCAGUGUCUUGGCGUGAGUGUUCUUGAUAUAAAGGGCUGGAGGAGGGAGCUGAAUUGUGAACCCCUGCCCCUUUCACCAACCACAACACUCGCCUGGCUGGGGUUUUCAGCUGAAGGGACCCCAUUUUAUAUGGACUCAGAGGGCAUUUUACGUAUGUUGAACAGACAGGCUGCCAAGAGUUGGACACAGAUUGCUAACAUGCGAUCACACGCUAAAGGCAAGUCAGACCAUCAUUGGAUUGUAAGCAUCCAUGAAAACCCACAACAGAUCAGAUGUAUCCCGUGCAAGGGGUCUCGUUACCCUGCCACUCUACCCCGCCCAGCUCCUGUUGUGCUGCCGUUUCAAGUGCCCCUUUGUGAGCUCAACACUGAGAAGGCCCAGUAUGAGGAGCUGUUAUGGCGCACUCGUCUGCUGUCUGGUCACUUCGAUGUCUGGGAGAGACAGGGGUAUGAAGUCGAUGAGAAUUCUCGUGCCGAGGCCAGCAAACCUGCACAGGAGGCGCUCAUGAAACUGUUUGCUCUGUCGGCCCGCUCAGAGCGUGAGUUCCGAGCCCUUGAGGUGUGUGAGAUGAUGCGUGACCCUCACACCGUUCAGCUCGCCAUCAAGUACGCCAGCCGGAUGCGCUACAUGCAGCUGGCCAAUAGGAUCAGUGAGAUGGCAAGCAGGCAGGCAGAGGAGGAGCAGGCUAAUGUUGAUAACCAGAUGUAUGAGGAUGAUUAUAGCAGUCAGGUUACAGGAGUCAGGCAGGCGGCAGUAUCAACACAGGAAGAUGAGGUGGAAAUGGAAGAAGAACCAGCACAGCUAUCAGGUCCAUUAUUAGCUACAAAGAUCAGAGAAGACAAACAAGAUCGGCCAUCCAACCCAUUUAAAUCUCGUUCAAACCCAUUCAAGGUUUCCACCACCCCCUCACAGAGCCCCUCCCUGACCAAGGGCACCCAGGUGUUUGACUCCCUGUCGAAAAAGAAGGAGAAAGCUAGUAGCUCCAUCUUCAGCCAGGAAAUCCGGUCUCCAAAAAUUGUCCUGAAAAAGGGCGGUCAGCCUAAACUGUUCCAAAAGAAAAAGGAUACAAGUAAAACAACUACAGCAACACCUGCAGAAAAAUCCGCUCCAACAGACAAGCCGGUGACCCCAUUCUCCCUGUGGCUAGAGGAAGCAGGGUCAGAACUAAGGGCGGAGAACCCUGACAAGGACGAUGAUGAUUUUAACAAGUUUGCUGCUGACACAUUUCGGGCUCUGCCUAAGGAGGAAAAACAGGGUUACGUCCAACGAAGCAAGGAGCUGAAUGAUCGAAGCAAGGAAAACACAGGAGGAGGUGAAGACGGGACAGAAAACAGGAAGCGGAAAAGGGAGAUUGACGAAACCGGUGACGCGAGCAAGAAGCUGCGGGAUGAAGAUACAGAUACAGUGAAGAAGCCCCUGGGACAGACGGCUAAUUCCAAGUUGGCAAACUUUGCUUUCAAAGGAGACAGCUGAAAAGUUGAUUUAAUUCAACUGGAAAACAGUUAUAUUAUACUUCGGCCCUGUCUUAUUCAACGAAUGUUUAAACACAAUCAUUGUUUUGAAUCAUAAAACUCUUUAUCGUAAUGAUACUGAUUUUGAAACCAAAUGUAAGAAUUGUGGAAUUGCCGAAUGCUUGAAAAAAUGAUUUUUUUUAAAAUUGUUAUUUUUUCAUAAAGAGUUUCAUAAUAAUUUUCCUGAUCUUAUGAUUGAUGGUGAAAAUGAGGUAUAGACCCCAUCUUGGGGUUGUUGAGAAAAAUUAUGGCGAGAUCAUAUGCUAUUAAAGUGCUCUUUUCUGCAAUUGUAUUUAUUUGUAUAUACUGAAUCUGACAUAUUCAUUUAAAAUAAAUACUAGGAAAGCCAGUUUAUGAUGAAUUAGACAUGUAUGGAAAGUUUUUUGUUGUUUUUUGGUUACUCGCCGACACAUUUGCUAAGUUUUUGGUCACUGCUGCUGGAAAACAAUUUAUAACGAUAUUUUUCAUUCAAUUGUUGGCAUGAUAGCUAAGCAGUUUUUGUUAUAUAUUCAACAUGCUUUUAACAUUUAUAGCAGUAGGCAUUAAUUUGACAAAAUCAAAUUUCAGAAUGAUAAUUGUUUUGUCUUUACUCUCACUUAAAACACGAUUCAAAAAGCAAACUGUCUCAAGUUGGAAGCCUUUGAUAUUUAUUUUCCCACAUUCUUUUUCCGAACUACCUUACUUUUCUCUAUGUUUCCAUAUACAUCUAUUUAGUUGUGCCCAUUAAUUUGACUAAACAAGAAAGACAACUCCUGAGGGCUUACCCAAGGGAAGUUACUCUUGUGAACAGAAUAAUGAAAAAAAAUGUGUAUUGUAUUUCAAUGUAUAGUUAGAGUUUAUUGUGUACUGUAUAUUAUUAAAGAGUAUGUGCCUAUUUACAUAAAAACAUGCACAUAAAAUGA
Mya arenaria is the source of this 4161-nucleotide messenger RNA. RefSeq names its product WD repeat and HMG-box DNA-binding protein 1-like. Gene Ontology annotation, cellular component: nuclear replication fork. The record is from RefSeq and is a predicted model, not a curated record. Bases 51 to 3221 code for a protein of 1056 amino acids. The transcript is spliced from 25 exons. Gene Ontology annotation, molecular function: chromatin binding; protein binding. Gene Ontology annotation, biological process: DNA repair; DNA-templated DNA replication; mitotic cell cycle. NCBI's taxonomy places the organism in Eukaryota, Metazoa, Mollusca, Bivalvia, Myida, Myidae.